Dothidotthia symphoricarpi CBS 119687 is the source of this 3322-nucleotide messenger RNA. RefSeq lists its product as uncharacterized. Gene Ontology annotation, biological process: establishment or maintenance of actin cytoskeleton polarity. The coding region runs from base 454 to 2853 and encodes 799 amino acids. Gene Ontology annotation, cellular component: cell tip; microtubule cytoskeleton. The record is from RefSeq and is a predicted model, not a curated record. Gene Ontology annotation, molecular function: protein binding. The transcript has 4 exons. Lineage: Eukaryota; Fungi; Ascomycota; Dothideomycetes; Pleosporales; Dothidotthiaceae.
CUACUACCUAAUCUCACAACCUCACAAUACCACCCACCCACACCGCUGCCACUACCGCCGACUGUUCAUGCCCACUGCCACGACGACGACACGCCUAUUUCUAUAAUCCUCUCGCGACGCUGCUGCUCCCUUGGACGCGCUGUUGCGACGUGCAUGCUUGUGAAACACCCGCGACAACUCCGCAUUGUCUCCCGUCCGUCAGCUGCCCUCCCUCUCCCAAAGAACGAACAGUCCACGCACACACGACCUGAGCAUUCCCGCUACGACCACACGCAUACACGCAAACAUCUUCUACCGCAGCCGUCCUCUACACACCGCCCUGAGCUGCCAUCGUAUAGCGCCCGGCCUUGCGCUGGCCAGCCCUGGCACUGAUUGCGCUACUCUCGUGCUUGGCCGUCACUCGACAACGACACAGUCUGCGGACACUGGAUGCGCACCUGGACAUGAGAAACAAUGACGCGACCGCAAAUAAUUAGAGCAGAUACCCACGACUUGCAGGCCAAAUCGUCGCCCACGGCCAAAGACCAUUCCUUACAGCCCGCGCACCCGGCGCCCCUCGGCAUCGGCCCCGCAGCACCGCAUCAAGAGGCUGCCCUGCGACACGUCGACCAGGAGCGCUCCACAGAAGAGGCCAAUUUACAAAAUGCGUGGAGUCAGGCUGGAAGCAACCUGCGCGCGGACCCCGGCUCUGACGAUGAGGGGGCUGUGACACAAACCACCAACGGCCAGCACCAUGAAGAGCACGCUAUACGUCUUGAAGGCGACGAUGGGGAGAUGCAGGAUGCCGACACCGACGACGAUAUGGACGACGACAUGAGGGAUCAAAUAUCGAGCUCGCCCUCGAUCGACGAUGAGGACAUCGACUUCGAAUUCGUCUACGCCCUGCACACGUUUGUUGCGACUGUAGAAGGUCAGGCAAAUGCAACGAAGGGUGACACAAUGGUACUCCUUGACGACAGCAAUAGCUACUGGUGGCUAGUACGCGUUGUCAAGGAUAGCAGUAUUGGCUAUUUACCCGCAGAACAUAUCGAAACCCCUACAGAACGACUUGCACGCCUGAACAAGCACAGAAAUAUUGACCUUUCUGCGACGAUGCUUGGUGAUACCGCGAUAUCGUCGAAGAACCCGCUUAAGAAGGCCAUGCGACGACGUAACGCCAAGACUGUGCAAUUCGCACCGCCCACAUACGUCGAAGCGUCAGAUUACGACGACUAUUCGUCUGAUGAUGACGGUGACGGUGAACUGUUUGGCGGUCCGGAACCCAAACAAAUACAACAACAGGCCGCCGAGUCGGAGGAAGAUGAUGGUCUGAAGGUGCAGCCGCUGAAACUGGGCGGUGGAAAGAAAGACCCAAGGCCAGACGAUGAUUCGAGGUCUUCGACCGAUUCGAUGAAGAAGGAAAGAGCAAGUGACGAGGGCUCUGACCGUCCGUUGGAUCCUAAAGUUUCCCGAAAUGGUACGCUACGUAACACAGACUCAUUCUUCAGAGACGAGAACACCGAGACACGGAAAAUCACGCUUACACCGAAUUUGCUACGCGACGAUUCAAGUACCUCUACAACAGGCUCUCGCGAGCGCGGGCCCAGCCUGGAAAGCUUGGAGAAGAAUGGCUUUGCGGACAAGGCCAGGGACGAUAAAAAGAAGAAAGAGAAGAAAUCGGGCAUGCUGAGCGGACUGUUCAAGCGCAAGGACAAGAAGACCAAAUCGGACUCGGUCGACAGCGAUAUCGAGAAGCAGCUGGAGGAAAUAGACCGGACCUCGCCCCAACCGAAACCUUCAGAGGAAUCCACGGAACGACCAUCACCCGAGCGAGUCGCACCUACCCCUUCAAGACAGUCUAGUAAAACCAAACUGCAAAAAGCCCAUAGGCAUCGAGACGGCUCUCCCAUCAAGACCAAGGGAAUUUUGAAGACGGAUAGUCCGAUGGAAGCACCGGAUUCGGACAUGAUGAUGGAUGACCCUGCUGAUGGACAAAAUACUCAGCAAACAUCGACUAUGCGCUUGGUGUCGCCGGAUCAAGAUUCACUCAGAAAGCCGUCUGUGGACGAGCGUGUGCUUUCACCUGACCACCGCUCGGCGCAGAAUAACGCGGGCUCGAAGAAUCUCUUUUCCGCGAACCAGCCGCAACAGAACAGUAAUGUUGGGCCCGUGCUAGUUCAGACAGCAAAACAACGUGUCCGAUUAGACGACUUCGACUCGGACGACAGCAGUGAUCCGUUUGCAGACCCAGAAGCACAGAACAAGCUCGCUCGUACUGAAACCGCCGAGUCCGCAGGCCGUCUCUCUGAAUCUCCAGUUCAUAUUUCGUAUCCCGACAAUCAAGAGAAAGCCCAUGUCCAGGACGGCGAGCGGGAUAGAGAUCCUCGGCAACCCCCCGGUCUGUCCAUUGAUACGUCGAGUCAGGAAACUAGUUCUCCUGUUUCGACACCCACACCCGAUGACAGUCCGACAAAAUCUCACCCUGACAAACUCUCCAUCUCGACGAGCAUCACGAGAGGCGCGUCGCCGCACCUCGCCCCGAUUGACGAAAACUCCAUCUCGAUGGGCAACUCGCCUCAACUGUCCUCGGAAAGCACGAUGCUCCCCGCGUGGUCGGAUGCUUGUCUAAGAAACUAUCUCGACGACGGGAGUGAGAUCCGCGACAUGCUCGUCGUCAUCUACGACACAACGGGUGUAGAGCCCGUGGGCAAAGAACACCCCUUCAUGAGGAGCUUCCUCGCCGACGAAGAAAAGCGACUAGGUGCUCUAAGCGGAGAGCUCGACGGCCUACUCAGCGGAUUAAUGGGUCGAGGGCGGAAGACCGGCAGCGUAGGGAGGGAGGGCAGUAGUGCCAGUGCGCGGAGCGGGCGGUAGUACGGCCCCAGCCCUGCUGCCCUGUACGAUGCUUCUGAGUUGCGCGCGUUGUGCCUUUUCGUAAUCGUUUUUUCUCUUUUUGGGCGACUGGCAAUACCCUAGGGGCCUACUUCUACUCCUUUUUCGGCGUUUUUCGUGACGAUUUGGCUGCUGCCUCAGGUAUUCAAUCAAGAGGGGUGGGUCAAGAUGGCAUGGGAUGGGCUAAUGUGGUAUGAUUUUCGCGACACACGUUCGCGGAUAUGCUUUGCUUUUGGGCGGAUUCGCAGGGUAUGUGUGGUGGUUGUGGUAGUGGUAUUGGUGCCUGGUUGUACCGUACUGUAUCAUAUCGUGUUUUGGGCUCUUCUUUUCUUCUUCUUAUUCGUUACAUGGUAUGCCAGCCCUGCUAGGGGGGCGGGUUCUUUUCAAACGUAUAUGUUAGUCGUGCGGUUUAGUGCUCGUACGCUUGGUAAUACAUGGAUCUCUUGGUUUC